Molecule: messenger RNA, 6481 nt
Organism: Scylla paramamosain (green mud crab)
Lineage: Eukaryota; Metazoa; Arthropoda; Malacostraca; Decapoda; Portunidae
Product: solute carrier family 45 member 3-like
Exons: 12
Coding region: 468-2312 (614 amino acids)
Cellular component (GO): membrane
Molecular function (GO): sucrose:proton symporter activity
Source: RefSeq, a predicted model, not a curated record
AGUGUUUCCAUAUCCCCGGCAGGUUCUUCCUACACCAAGCACCACCAGAGAGGCACGAUUAUUUAAUUAAGCCAGCGUGACGUCAUCAAUCAAGCUGUGACGUCAUCAUGGAUCCGGGACUCUGUCUGCUCCAGUCUCUCUUCCUCCAUAUUUAAGCGCCUCCUCCGGCCCCAGUCAGUUAGGGGAAAGCACCGUGUCCCUGCAGCUGCUCCUGACUAGCCAGCUGACUCCGUGGUGAGGAAGGCGGCAAGGAUUCAAGGUCCCUAGAUGCACCGGGAAUUUUUUCUGCACUGAGCUGGAGUACUCUGCUAUUGGCAACGUUAUACCUCAGUGUUGACAUAACUACAGUAGUGUGUGGAUGUGUGUCGCUCUGCUCCAGCUGCCCCACUAACUAAGGAUGACGAGCAUAUAAAGAAGCGGGAGGCGGCUUCAGCUCCUCCUGCGAUCCUAGCGGUCUUCCUUCCUUCAUGGACCACUCCUCCUCGCUCUCCGCCCCUCUCCUCCAGCAUGACCUCGAGGUGGCGGCGGCGGCGGGCUCUGACGGGGGCAAGGGAAGUAUCAGCAUCGACAGCAGCCCGGCGAGGAAGCGAGGGGCGGUCAAGGUGCGGGGGCUGGCGAGUCUGCUGGCCAUCAACGCGCUGGUGUGUGGCGUGGAGAUCGUAUCCAGCGCAGCCUUCACCUUCAUCCCCCCGCUGUUACUGAAGGCGGGAUACACGGAGACUGUCAUGACAAUUAUACUGGGCAUCGCUCCCUUCCUGGACAUGGGGACAGUGCCUCUGCUCGCCGAGUGGAGUGACCGGUGCACCUCUGCCCUUGGGAGGAGGCGUCCCUUCAUCAUGUUCCUGUCAUCAGUCCUUCUCUUCUCCCUCACACUCAUCCCUUACGGCCCCACCAUAGCCCUUGCGUUCUCCGAUGAGGCGUCUCCGAGGUUGAACAUGAUCAUCCUUGCCCUUGGUGUCAUCCUUCUGGACUACAGUUACCAGGCACUCUUCAACCCCUGUGAGUCCCUCCUGUCUGACCUGCUUGCCACAUCUCCUGAGUGGGAGCAGACGCGUGGGUUCACCGUGUACUCUGCCUCCAUCUCUCUUGGUGGCAUUCUGGGCUACCUCAUUGUGUCCAUUGACUGGUCCUCCACUGGGUUCCUCCUCGGGUCCCAGGAGCAGACGGCCUUCUCUGUGAUCUUUGUGAUGUUCCUACCGUGUCUGUUCCUGACGCUGUGCUUCGCCCGGGAGAAGCCCUUCACAUCCUCCUGUGGGCCACUGGGGCAUGGGCAGGUGGAGGCGGGCCUGGAGGGAGAGUACCUGAAGGCGCACACCAAGGAGAUGGCCGUGCUGGAUCUCACCAGGGACCUGCCGGCACUGGUGAGGGACCACCCCUCCGAUGGCGGCUACGAGAGUGGCUCCAGUGAGACGGAGGAGAUGGCGCCACUGGUGCUGCCAUCCUCUGAGAUGCUGCGAUGGAGGUACCAGCUCCUCGUCCAUCAGCUGAGCCGCCUACCGCACCUCACCCUUCAGCGCGUUGUCAAUGGGGUGCUGCGGCUGCUGUGGAAGCUGUUCCUGGUGGUGCUGUACCUGCCCUAUCAGGUGAUCAAACUGCCACAGGACACUUGGCGGCGAGUCAGCACGGCGCCCACUGUGCUGCGACGGCUGUUCCUGUCCGAGCUGUUUGGCUGGAUGGGCUUCAUGUGCCAUAACAUGUUCUUCACUGAUUUUGUGGGGCAGUACAUGUAUGGUGGGCUUCCUGAUGCCCCAGAGCACACCACGGGCGCCCUGCUGUAUGAUGAGGGUGUUCGCAUGGGCUCCUGGGGACUCUUCCUUCACAGCUUGACUGCCUGCCUGUACGCCUUCUUUGUCCAGCAGCACAUUGUCGACAUCAUAGGCCACCGUGCAGUGUUCCUCGGUGGCCUGGCUGGCUUCUCCCUCACCAUGCUGGCCACCAUUGUCUCACCCAACAUAGCCUUCCUCAACGCAGUCACUGCCAUGUCAGGGAUUGGAUUUGCUGCCCUCACCUCAACGCCAAACAUGCUCGUCACUCUCUAUAACUCAGACAGACAGCUGUACAUGUGGGACGAACAGAGCCCAGAGGGAGGCGAGGAGCGGGGCCUGGGGACAGACGUUGCGGUGCUGGACACUGCCUACUUCCUCUCCCAGAUCAUUCUCUCAGUGUGCAUGGGGCCGCUGGUGGACUUGACAGGCUCAGCGCUGCCCUACAUGGUGGUGGCAGCCUUCACUGGGCUCAUCUCUGUCUACUGCGGCACCAAGAUUGUGUUCACGGAUGCAGACCUGAGGCAGCUGCGGCUUGGUCUGUUCUAGUGGUGGUGCUGACUUGCCUUAGUAACCUGGUUGGGGGGAAGAUAGGGACUGUUGGGGACUCCUUGGGUGGGGAUCAAGGGGAGUUGUGAAGGGAGGGAGUUGAGGGCAGUGGGCAAGGAAGAGAGGUGCUAAAGUGACCGUUUCCAUGUCAAUCAAACUCACAUGAGGUGCUCACUUGUACAUCGAGGUGUUGAAAUGUGUGUUAGAGGACUGCACCAAGGCUAGCAUGUGCACUGUGGGGUGUAGGGGUGUACAGUGUAAAGGGAAGGGCGUACAGAGUGGUGUGUGGCAGUGUUCUUUACCGAGUGCUGGGAGGUUGGGUCUUUUAUCGUUGUUGUCCUUAGACGCCACACACUCACUGAUGCAGAGUUGUGAGCCAAGUCAGAAUGCCACUGAAGCCUUCCCAGUGAGUGUUCCAGUAUCACUCAUGCAACAGUAUUUGCAGUGGUUACGAUUACUUUGUGUAUUUAUAGCAAGUUGACUUUUUUAUACUUAUUUAUAUAUAUAUAUAUAUGAUUUUAUUGUUAUGUAUCAGCUUCCCUCGUAGGCAUGGAGGAGAGACACUGGCAAGGAAGGGGACGUGUCUCAGCCUGGGUAGUUUGUGGUGUGUUUGCUGAGUCACUGGGCCAAUUAAGAGUUGGGGAGGGGGGGCACCUCCACUCCCCCUGUACAUAUAAUCAAGGACACACAAACACUUGUGUCAACACUCGCACAUCUUUCAAGCCAUUAAUAACUGCACAAAUAUCUUUAAAAAAUCUUAUGUUAAUUCAGAUCUCUAUAAAAUUGACAUAUGCACAUUACUUGAAUGUAAGAGUAUUUCAUUUCACUUCGGACAUGAAUUACUGACACUUGUCAGAUUCAUAUCACAACAUUUAUAUGGUAGCUUGUCAUUUCAAGUGACCAUGCAAAACUCCAGAGAGGCGAGGGAAGCUGGUACUGUUGUGUUCAUGGUUGUCCCACUGCUGCGUAAGAAGACAGGACAGGAAGCAGACGUUUCUUGGCAGCAGUGAGGGUGACGUGUGCAGUGAGUGAAGGACCUGCGCCUCCCACAGACCCCUCUCAAGGCAGCAGGAUUCAAAUUUUAUCAAAGUCUUCCCAAACCAGUUGAAGUAUUUUACACAAGCCCUCUGCCCCUUGAAGUAUUCCUCCCCCACAGACCUCUUGUGCUGCUCCUCACCGCCAGUCUGCACCAUCAAUACAAAGAGAAUCCCUCCAUUUUUUAACACAAGAUAGUUGAUAACGCAUUCACUUUGACCCUCUGUCAGUACGCUGCGGUCCUGACAUUCCUUAAAUUUAAUGGAACAAAUCAAGUACCUGCAGAUGUUCUUUGUUCUCUACGCCACCUGUUUGGUCGGCAAGCCCUGUGUGGUGCUACGUGACCCUUGGUGGUGCUCAGGACUCAUCACGCACUCAUCACUCACUCAUCCGAUAACAUAAACAUGAGGAUUGUUGUGUCAUUGUAGGUCAAGUGUAAGUCGAGUCUUUCAGUGCUUUGGGAACCACAAGUACUCACUCACGCGCACAUUUCAAGCACAAACAAACUGCCGAACAAACAAACAGCAUUAACAUAUUGCCGCAUACCCACUUGCUUUCCAUCACGCGUUGCCCACGACUCGGAUGUCUGAUGCUCGCCUUGUAUUUGCACCUUUUGUUACCACUAUCUUGUUUUUCCUGCUCAGAAGACAGCCUGUGGUUCCCUCCUGCAGAGUACAGCAGGAAGGGAGGAAGGAGAGGCCGUUCUGAGUUUGGUGUUUCAGAUUAAGGAGUUAACCAGAAGGUGAGUCCUGUCCUUCCUCCCUUCACCUUCACCGUUCAUCAAGGAGAGAGAGAGGAAAGAUUAGCUCUCUCCUCUUGUUACGAGUAUUCCUGCAAGUGUACUUACGAUGACGGCUCACUGAAUUUUUGUAUCGUUACUCUUGUAGUGCUAAGACUGUUGAGUUUGUUUCAAUCAAGCAUAGAGGUGCUCAAAUUUAUUGUGCUGCCCGUGAUUGUUGUUACAUCUCUCAUGUGCUUGGGAUGCUGAGAACAGAAUUUGUCUCUAAGCUUUUCUGGUUCACCAUUUCUUUACAAGUUAUUCUAGUUACAAGAGUGUUACCAUUAAGGAAACUGCCUUGGAGAGAGAGAUUUUUUGUAUUGUCUUGCAGGUGAAAAAAAUGUGCCAUGUGAGGCAGACUGGGUGUGUGUGUGUGUGUGUGUGUGUGUGUGUGUGUGUGUGUGUGUGUGUGUGUGUGUGUGUGUAUUUACCUAGUUGUAUUUACCUAGUUGUACUUUAUGGGAAAAGAACUAUGCUCGUUCUGUCCCAUUUCCAUAUUUUUUUAAUAUCCACCUUAGCCUUGAAUCCAUGUAUAUUUUAUGUGUGUGUGUGUGUGUGUGUGUGUGUGUGUGUGUGUGUGUGUGAAUAUAGUGUGGGGCUGUGGUGAGUGACUGUGGUUUGUAAACAUACUGUGGGUCUGUGGUGGGUGGGUGGGGGGGGAGAGAGAGAGAGAGAGCAUACGCACAUACGCAAACAGUCUGCCUCAUGCACCUUCCAGUGAUGAAGCAACAGUGAAAUUUCACAUUGGACGAAAAAAAGUAGUUUUCUUGUAAAGGCAGACUCACUGGAACACAAGGCAAGAUGAAGAAACACUCCUUGCCUUCCAGUAACACCUGACCUUGAGACACUGAGAGGGAGAAAAACAUGAACUGGCAGAGGUCUUUGUUGCCAGACACAAGUAUAAUGUUGGAAGCCUUGGGAGGAGAGAGUUCUUGUAAAGUGGCAAUAUUUCAAGGUGCCCCAGACCAUCAAUGGAUAAAUGUUUAGUUGGUAAGGUUCUGGAUCAGUAUUAGUCACUACCCAGAUCUACAAAGAGACAAUGUACUGGAAGUUUAAUAAGUAAAGUUCUAAUCAGUUUUAGUCACCCACCUAGACCUGAGAGAGACUGAAUAUUUGGUUGGUAAAGUUUUGGGUCAGUUUGUCACUACCCAGACCUGCAGGAGACAAUGCACUGAACAUUUAAUUAGCAAAGUUUUGAAUGUGUCACCCCCACCUUGACCUGUUAAAGAGACAAUGAACUAAAUAUUUAAUAAGUAAAGCUUUGGGUCUAAACAUUUAAUAAGUAAAGUUUUGGGUCUGCUUUAGUCAUUAUCCAGAUCUGCAAGAGACAAUGUAUUGAAUAUUUAGGUGGUACAGUUAUGUGUCAGUCCCUCAUUGUAUGUCUCAGUUUUAUGGAUUGUCAGUCUUCCAAUGCAUACACAUGACCACAUGAGUCUUGAGACGUGACUUCACAUCAGUAUAGAGAUGGACAUUUGCCUUUAACCUUCACCUAGAAACACUGGAGACAGUCAUGCAUUUUGUUAAACCCUCAGUGUGCAUAAGACAUGAGUACAUCAGUAUGAAGGUGGAUAUUUUUGUGUAGUUUUUCCUAUACCCAGGAAACACCCAAUCCACUUGCCACCUGUCAUGCUCUUUGUCAUAUCCUCUACAAGUGCUGUUGUUUACAAAGCUUCCAACAUGAACUGUGCUUAUAGAUGUCUGGUACCCUUUAAAGGAGGAAGUUAAUGAGAUAGAGUCAAAUAUCCCACAUCAUUACUUUUUACAAUUCCAUGCCAUCUUGUGGUUGCAUUAAUUUGAAUCUCUGCCAGUUCUUGCUUAUGAUCCUCCUACUGUUCUUUAAGGUGUUGCAGUGGACAGUCACACUGUCCAACAGUCCCAGGUGGUGUAACACAAAGGUUCAGGCAGCUUCUUACACCUGAGCCAUGAGUCCCGGCGCCAGGACAGCCUGGCUUGGGUUGUGAGCAUCAGCAAGGCACUUCUUGUUAUACAGACUGGAUUGUUGUGGUGAAUCAGCAUCUUGUGGCUGAAAGCUUUAUAUAAGUUUAACCUGAAUCUUAGCACAAGUGAAUCUCAUUAUCAGCAGUGUGAGUACAGAGUCAUUGUACAUUGUAAGUCAACCUGUUACUGAAAAGUGAAGCAGCAUUGUGAUUUAUAUGGUAAGUCAGUUUUGUCUGUUACAGAAAACCAAGUUAAAACAUUUUCCUUUUUAAUAAUGGUUGAAACAAAGUGUGUGGCCACACAGGAUGGCCAGUGCUUACUGUUCAGAGUUUAUCUGAAAGAACAUUACCCUCAACACAAAAUAUGCUUGUGUAUAAUUAUUAGAAAUUGUAACUAUUUUCAUAAAGCUUAAUUCUCA